Molecule: messenger RNA, 429 nt
Organism: Penicillium lagena
Lineage: Eukaryota; Fungi; Ascomycota; Eurotiomycetes; Eurotiales; Aspergillaceae
Exons: 2
Coding region: 1-429 (142 amino acids)
Source: RefSeq, a predicted model, not a curated record
AUGACUACCUACGCGCACAACCUCCCUCCCUCACCACGCGGGAAGCGAUACGCAUUCUCCUCCUCUCCCGACGUAUGCGUAGAAUUCCGAACCCCACCAGGCGCAGGGUCGCGCAAGAUCAAGGGUCUCGAUACCAUCCGCACCACUCUGCUGGACCACGUGGGGCCCAUGGAUACGACGCAUAUGACGAGCAAUAUCCGGGUCAAUCAUAAAGAAGGCGAAGAGACAGCGUCAUUGACUUGCUAUACGCUUGCGCAGCAUUGUCCCCCUGGACGCGGGAAGGAGCCUGACGGGCCGAAGUACCUUGCUGCGGGGGAAUAUGUGAUGGAUCUGGUGUUUGAUAAGUCGGAUAGAUUGUGGAAGAUUCAGGAGUGGGUGCUUGAUAUUAUUUGGAGCCAGGGGGAUCAGUCUGUUAUGGAGAGGUCGUGA